AUGAAUCAGCAGCAGCAGCAGCAGCAGCAGCAGCAGCAUAAUGCCACGACUGACAGCCCCGUGCCUGCCAUUCUGGCCGUGUGGGAGCGUUGGGCCGCGUAUGCUGAGACGGAGCUGAAUAUUCCCCGCCAGAUCCUCCAGGUGGUGUGCGCCCUGGGCGCCGUGGCGGUGACAGGAUACCUGAUCCAGCGCAGCAACGCGGCGAAGCGCGUGGCCCCCCGACGAUACACGGUCCCGCCGCCCAGGUACCCGUCUCAGGAGACGCAGCUGUCACCGCCCACGGUGCGGAUGGCGGACGGCAGCGACACGAUCCAGUGCUACGAGCCGGCGACGGGCAAGCUCCUGGGCCGCAUCGCGCCGGCGACGCGCGAGUCGGUGGACGAGGCGAUCGCGUCGUCGGCGGCGGCGCAGGCGGCGUGGAGGACGACGAGCCUGGAGCAGCGCAAGGCGGUGCUCGCCUCGCUGCUGGCCUACAUACUCGACAACGCCGAGCACAUCUGCCGGGUGGCGUCGGCGGACAGCGGCAAGACCAUGGUGGACGCCCAGCUGGGCGAGAUCCUGGUGACGGCCGAGAAGCUGCAGUGGACGCUCGCGCACGGCGAGGCGGCGCUGCGGCCGUCGCGGCGGCCUACGAACCUCCUCAUGUCGUACAAGAAGAACAAGGUCGUGUACGAGCCGCUGGGCGUGGUGGCCGCCCUGGUCAGCUGGAACUACCCGUUCCACAACCUGAUGGGCCCCAUCAUCAGCGCCAUCUUCGCCGGCAACGGCAUCGUCGUCAAGGUGUCGGAGAACACGGCCUGGUCGAGCGCGCACUUUGCCGACAUCGCCAGGGGCGCCCUCGUCGCCCACGGCCACGACCCGGCCCUCGUCCAGACCGUCGCCUGCUGGCCCGACGUCGCCGAGCACCUCACCUCCCACCCGGGCAUCAGCCACAUCACCUUCAUCGGCUCGCAGGCCGUGGCCCACCACGUCGCCGCCAGCGCCGCCAAGACCCUCACCCCCGUCGUGGCCGAGCUGGGCGGCAAGGACCCUUUCAUCGUCCUCGACUCGGCCCGCCGCGACCUCGACCGCAUCACCGACGUCAUCAUGCGGGGCACCUUCCAGGCCUCCGGCCAGAACUGCAUCGGCAUCGAGCGCGUCAUCUCGUCGGGCGACGUGUACGACUCCCUGGUCCAGCGCCUCGAAGGCCGCGUCCGCGGCCUGCGCCUGGGGGUCGACGCCGACGUCGGCGCCAUGGUGUCGGACGCCUCGUUCGACCGCCUGGAGGGGCUCAUCGCCGACGCCGUCUCCCGCGGUGCGCGCCUCCUCGUCGGCGGAAGGCGCCACGUCCACCCCGACCACCCGCACGGCCACUACUUCCAGCCCACACUGCUCGUCGAUGUCACGCCCGACAUGCCCAUCGCCACCAACGAGUGCUUCGCCCCGGUGCUCACCCUCCUGCGCGCCGCCUCCUCCUCGGCCGAGGACAUGCUCGCCGUUGCCAACGCUCCGGACUUCGGCCUCGGCGCCUCCGUGCACGGGUCCGAGUCCGACCCCGCCCUGAAGGCCAUCGUCUCCGGCCUCAAGGCCGGCAUGGUCGCCGUCAACGACUUUGCCGUCUACUACGCCGUCCAGCUGCCCUUUGGCGGCGUGGCCGGAUCCGGCUACGGCCGCUUCGCCGGAGAGGAGGGCCUGCGCGGCAUGUGCAACCCCAAGAGCAUCUGCGAGGACAGGUUCGGCUGGCUGGGCAUUCGGACGGGCAUCCCCCCGCCUGUUCAGUACCCUGUCAACGAUCAGGAUCGGAGCUGGAGGUUCACCCAGGGCGUUGUCGAGCUCGGGUACGGUGGCUUGGGUAAGAAGGCCGCUGGCCUCGGGAAGAUUCUCAAGAAUAUGUAA
Molecule: messenger RNA, 1875 nt
Organism: Geosmithia morbida
Lineage: Eukaryota; Fungi; Ascomycota; Sordariomycetes; Hypocreales; Bionectriaceae
Product: Acyl-CoA reductase or other NAD-dependent aldehyde dehydrogenase
Exons: 2
Coding region: 1-1875 (624 amino acids)
Molecular function (GO): aldehyde dehydrogenase (NAD+) activity
Source: RefSeq, a predicted model, not a curated record